Molecule: messenger RNA, 654 nt
Organism: Impatiens glandulifera
Lineage: Eukaryota; Viridiplantae; Streptophyta; Magnoliopsida; Ericales; Balsaminaceae
Product: nuclear transcription factor Y subunit B-9-like
Exons: 2
Coding region: 1-654 (217 amino acids)
Biological process (GO): regulation of transcription by RNA polymerase II
Cellular component (GO): CCAAT-binding factor complex
Molecular function (GO): protein heterodimerization activity; RNA polymerase II cis-regulatory region sequence-specific DNA binding; DNA-binding transcription activator activity, RNA polymerase II-specific
Source: RefSeq, a predicted model, not a curated record
AUGGAGAACAAGGGUUCAAGCACAAGAGCUUCUGCGACGCCACCAACGGAGCCAUUCAUACCGGUGGCGAAUGUGGUGAGGAUUAUGCGGCCUGUGGUACCGCCGCACGGAAAGAUUGCCGAAGAUGCAAAGGAGAUUGUGCAACAUUGUGUCUCGGAGUUCAUUAGUCUGGUAACGGCUGAAGCGAACAUGCAAUGUCAGAGCGAGUGUCGUAGAACGAUCACCGCCGAUGACAUUCUGCGGGCCAUGGGAAAGCUAGGGUUAGAUGAGUAUGUUAACACCCUAUCCCUUUACAUUUUACGUUAUCGUGAGGCGGAGUCAUUGGGGAUGGCCGUCCCAUCGAGACGACCAAUGAUGACUUUUGGGCCGAUUCAAGGCCCAACGGGCCAUCUGGCUUUGCAGGCCCACAAUGCUGUUGGGGCGCAUGGACCGUUGAAUGUUAUGAAUGGAAAAAGAGGAAGGGAUGAUUUUUCCAACUCAAGUGACCCCAAUGCUGCUUCUGCUUCUGGUUCCGGACCUGGACCUAGACUUGGACCCAGACUCGGAGCCGGACUUGGACCCAGACCCGGACUUGGACCCAAACCCGGAGCUGGACUUGGACCCAGACCUGGAGCUGGACUUGGACCUAGACCUGGACCUGAAGGUCCUAAUUGA